Molecule: messenger RNA, 2573 nt
Organism: Bicyclus anynana (squinting bush brown)
Lineage: Eukaryota; Metazoa; Arthropoda; Insecta; Lepidoptera; Nymphalidae
Product: alanine aminotransferase 1
Exons: 10
Coding region: 212-1777 (521 amino acids)
Biological process (GO): biosynthetic process
Molecular function (GO): pyridoxal phosphate binding; L-alanine:2-oxoglutarate transaminase activity
Source: RefSeq, a predicted model, not a curated record
ACCUAACACCAACCGUCACAAAAACGAUAUUGACUCUGUUAUCUGCAUUUAUGUGUUACAUAAAUCCAUUAAGAAUGUGAUUCGAAUUUCAAGACAAUUUAUUACGGGUUAUUAAUUAUAAAAACAGUCAUAUUAAGUGGUGCUACAAACUUUCUAGGAUAUUUUAUUUUACAAUAGUGUUUAGCGGUGGAGGUGUCACUGAUUAGGGAAAAUGUCAUCGAUGAAAAUGAUGAUAAGCCGCGCCGCCGCCAGUCGACUCCUGACCGGCGCGACGCGACCAGCGGACUCUGCGGAGCGCGGUGUUACUCUACACAGGAACUCUUUCGUGAGCGUGAGAAAAAUGUCGAAGGCGCUGACCAUUGAUAACAUAAACCCCAACAUUUUAAAGUUGGAGUAUGCCGUCCGCGGGCCCCUGGUCAUCCGGGCGACGGAAAUCAUGAAGGAACUGGAAAAGGGGGCACAGAAACCAUUCAAGAAGGUGAUCCGAGCAAACAUCGGGGAUGCCCACGCUAUGGGACAAAAGCCCAUCACGUUUAUUAGACAGGUGCUGGCGUGCGUGUCCCUGCCUGAGCUGAUCGACAAGGGCGACUUCCCGGAGGACGUGAAGCAGCGCGCCAGGGACCUGCUCGACGCCUGCGGCGGCGGGUCGGUGGGCUCGUACUCCGCGUCGCACGGCAUCGAGCUGAUCCGGCGCCACGUGGCGGAGUACAUCGCGCGGCGCGACGGCCACCCCUGCGACUGGAACAACGUGUGCCUGUCCUCCGGCGCCUCCACCUCCAUCAAGAGCGUGCUGCAGCUCUUCUGCAACGACCUCGGCGGCAAGACGUCCGGCGUGAUGGUGCCGAUCCCGCAGUACCCGCUGUACUCGGCGUCGCUGGCGGAGUACGGGCUGCAGCUGGUGAGCUACUACCUGGACGAGGCCAGCAACUGGGGCCUCAGCGUGGACGAGCUGGAGCGCGCGCGCGGCGCGGCGCUGACGGCCGCCAACGUGCGCGCGCUCGUCGUCAUCAACCCCGGCAACCCCACCGGACAGGUGCUGACGCGCGACAACAUCGAGUCCAUCAUCAAGUUCGCGCACAAGCACGGCCUGUUCCUGUUCGCGGACGAGGUGUACCAGGACAACGUGUACGCGCAGGGCAGCAAAUUCUACUCCUUCAAGAAGGUGAUGACGGAGAUGGGCGCGCCGUACGACGAGCUGGAGCUGGCGUCGUUCAUGUCCGUGAGCAAGGGCUACAUGGGCGAGUGCGGGCUGCGCGGCGGCUGGGUGGAGCUCGUCAACGUGGCGCCCGACGUGCAGGCCAACCUGUACAAGUGCAUCUCCGCCAUGCUGUGCCCCUCCGUGCUGGGCCAGGCGGCCGUGGACUGCGUGGCCAAGCCGCCGGCGCCGGGCGAGCCGUCGCACGCGCUGUGGCUGCGGGAGAAGACGGCGGUGCUGGACUCGCUGAAGCAGCGCGCGCAGAUGAUCGCCGACACCUUCAACCAGAUGGAGGGCUUCCAGUGCAACAUCGUGCAGGGCGCCAUGUACGCGUUCCCCAAGAUCACGUUGCCGCCCAAGGCCAUCGAGGCGGCGAACAAGGAGGGCAAGCUGCCCGACGUCUUCUACGCCUCGCGCCUGCUGGAGGAGACCGGCAUCAGCAUAGUGCCCGGCAGCGGCUUCGGACAGUACCCCGGCACCUACCACUUCCGCACCACCAUCCUGCCGCAGGAGCCGCUGCUGCGGGAGAUGCUGGACAGCUUCAAGACCUUCCACGCCAACUUCAGCAAGGAGUUCGCGUAGGCGCCACUCAUGAGAGUAGCUUGGCGUCACCCACAUCGGAUAUGUAUUGCGAUUUAUAACCAAAACUUCACAAAUGGGUUAAUAUGUGUGCGACCUUGACUAUAACAGCGAGGUAAGUUUUUGAUAACUAACAGUGGAAUUCAUAGACGUUGUAGGGGCACCCCCAGGUUGUAGCCGCAGAGUGUCGAAUUCUCGAACAAAUAGAGGUUAAAUUCGACACUUAGCGGCUGAAUGAUCCCCUAGCGGUGCCCCUACAAUGUCUAUGAAUUCCACUGUGAAUAGUAUAAUGUAGGUUAAAUAUACAAUUAAGUUAUCUAAAGCUUACCUUACCACCUAAGGGAAGGAAAACAUUAUAGUAGGGGAGCCGAAGGAGGGUAUUUUUGCAGUUACUCGAGCGCGGCAGUUGAACAUAAGGGACUCUACCUUGCACGUUGUUGAGUACCCCCACCAAGUAUGAGCCCUUAAUAUUGGUGGGUACGUUUAUUUUUUUUUACAUGCAAAUAAAAAAUGAAAUUUUUAAUUAUUUCAUUAUAUAUUUUAUUAUUUUUAUUAAUAAACUAAGAAAAUUUGCUUUAAUACUAAAUUUAGCCCAAUAACCCUCUAAAAAUCUCUUGUGUUUGUAUAAAUAUUCAUUUCUGUUCAAUAGAGAUGACGACAGUUUUUUUAAUUGUAUUUAAAUUAGGUAUAGUAGGCUAAUAGUAAAGCAAUUUUCUAAAAGUAACAGGAUAUCUGCGAUCAUACAUAACACUGGACGGAGGAACGCCAUCGUGUGCAGAUUUGCGUUUCAAACUUGGCU